GCUUGACCGCGCAUGCGCUGUGCUGCGCAUCAUCAUCAUCAUCAGUCUCACGCGAGUGUUCAUGACGCUGUGGCUAGAACGAGCGCUGCUGCGGGCACUUUCUCCAGGUUUUUCACAGACAAAAUGGCAGUGGAAAAGCGCUUGGCAUAUUCUAUCGUGCAGUUCCUCAGAGAUCAGACACACUGUGGCUCGCUGAAUUCAGAUGAACAGGAAAGCCUGGAAGUUGCCGUACAGUGUCUCGAGACCACUUUCAAGAUCAGCUCCAGUGACUGCCAUCUCGCCGCUCCUCAGCCACUGAGAGAGAUAUUCCUCAACUCUCUCCUCAAAAAUGAUAUUGUAACGUUACCUGAGACGUUUCCAUCUCCUGAGGACAUUGAGAGAGCCGAGCAGCUUAAAAAUGAGGGGAAUAACCACAUGAAGGAGGAGAAUUAUAGCAGUGCUGUGGACUGUUAUACAAAAGCCAUUGAGUUGGACCAAAGAAAUGCAGUCUAUUACUGUAACAGGGCUGCGGCACAUAGUAAACUUGGAAACUACACAGAGGCUACGGGAGACUGUGAACGAGCGAUUGCCAUCGACCCUUCGUACAGUAAAGCUUAUGGCAGAAUGGGAUUGGCACUAACUUCUAUGAGCAAGUAUCCAGAAGCGAUAUCUUAUUUUAAUAAAGCUCUGGUGUUAGAUCCUGAAAACGACACCUACAAAUCCAACCUAAAGAUCGCAGAGCAGAAACAAAAAGAAGCAUCCAGUCCUACGGCCACAGGACUGGGGUUUGACAUGGCCAGCCUCAUCAAUAAUCCUGCUUUCAUUAGCAUGGCUGCCAGUGUGAUGCAAAACCAGCAGGUGCAACAACUCAUGUCGGGCAUGAUGUCCAACGCAGUGGGCGGACCUGCGGCCGGAGUGGGUGGAUUAACUGACAUAUCCAGUCUCAUUGAAGCUGGACAGCAGUUCGCCCAGCAGAUACAGCAGCAGAACCCAGAGCUGAUCGAACAGCUGAGGAACCACAUACGGAGUCGCUCCUUCAGCGGCAGCGCGGAGGAACACUCCUGAUCCCAGCAGGAUCAAGAAUCAGAGAAUGGCGGGCGGAAAAAGAGACGUGAGUGCAAUCGUUAAAUUCAUUCUUCUACUGGAGUGGAACCCGAGAUGGAGGGAAUGGCACUUUAUACGGAGACGUGGGGGGGGGAGAGGAGAAAACACAUCUAAAAUCACCUUAAACACAGAACAUUCUCUUAGGUUUCUUUGUGUGUGUCUGUGUAGAUAAUGUUUCAGUCCUCUUUAUGAAUGUAGCUGGUAAUAGGACACAUCAGAGUUGACUUUAUUUUACUAAACGAAUGAUUGAUCAUAUGCUUAUGCCUAUUAACAAAAUGUGGGGCCAUGUUAUCAACAUCCAUGUUAUCAACAUCCAAGGCAUUGUAAAUAGCUCACAGCUAAUAUGACAUGUUUGGAAUGACAUGCGGAUGAAUAAAUGGCGACGGUUGUCAUUUUAGGGUGAACUAACCCUUUAACGCAUUCUUAUUAUUUUGUACAACAUAUUCUGUUCGUUUUAGGAACAAGAGACAUUUGUUUGUGGUAACCACUAUAUCAGCUGCUUCACCGGAUCUGUUCGUUUAAUCAUUUUAUUCACUGGUAAUGACAACAAAAUGUUGCUAAAUAAGCAUUUUCAUAAUCAAUUUUUGCAAUUUUUUUUUGCAACAUUGCAAUUUUCUUUUGCAUGCUCCAUAAUCUGAUAUUUACAGUCAGAUGAGUGAUUGAAGCCUAUGUAAUAUGCUAAUAAAACACAGAGCGGUAUAAUGUUUUGUCUAAAAACAAUGUUAAUAAAUGUGUCUUGAAAUCA
Pimephales promelas (fathead minnow) is the source of this 1828-nucleotide messenger RNA. It is a transcript of the gene sgtb, whose product is annotated as small glutamine rich tetratricopeptide repeat co-chaperone beta. The record is from RefSeq and is a predicted model, not a curated record. Gene Ontology annotation, molecular function: protein binding; molecular adaptor activity. Gene Ontology annotation, cellular component: TRC complex; membrane. Lineage: Eukaryota; Metazoa; Chordata; Actinopteri; Cypriniformes; Leuciscidae. Gene Ontology annotation, biological process: post-translational protein targeting to endoplasmic reticulum membrane.